GUACAUAAACUCAUACAAUCUAUCCAAGGCCGAAGGAACAUUUCCCUUAAAGCCAAAUGACAACAAGAUGUUUCAAAAAGGUUGAUGGACGCCAUGUCGGUGAAAAGCGUCUGGAUCUUGGUUUUGGUAAUGGGCUUUGCGGGAAACUAUGCGUCCACCACACCGGGUCGAAAACCACUUUACAUCGGUGGACUUCUUCCACUGACCAAGGGGUCUUCCCCGGACUUCGGGCCUACAGCUUUUGCUGGAUGUAAACUAGCUGUUGAUGAUAUCAAUAAUAGGAGUGAUGUACUACCAGAUUACGAACUUAUAGUGAAUUGGACUGAUACGCAGCACAACCUGCCCAUCACCCUGAAUAAGCUUUAUGAGUUCAUCUACAACCCACCAGUGAAGGUGGCAAUAUUUGGUCCAUUAUUCUCAUCUAUCACUGAGGUCUUAGCUGAGGUCAUCGGACAAUGGAACAUCACUCAGAUAUCACCAGGAGCGUCUACCCCUGUCUUGACUGACCGAGUCAAAUUCCCUCAUGUCUACCGAAUGUUAACCUCUUCUGCCGCCUUUGGAACGGCUCAAGCUGGAAUAGUAAGACAGUUCGGAUGGACAAAGAUUGCAACAUUGAAUACGGCAACAGAGCCGCAUAAAGGGAGAAUAAACAGUUUAAAAGACGAGGAGUCUGAGAGUAAUUUUACUGUAAUCAUCUCGGAGAGUUUCCUGACCGAUCCACUCGAUGCUUUAAAACGACUCAAGGCUGAAGAUGCAAGGAUAAUUGCUACCAGUUUUUACGAAGAAGAAGCUAAGAAAGUGUUCUGCAGCGCUUACAAACUGGACAUGUAUGGAGCUAACUACGUGUGGAUGAUCCCAGGUUACUAUUCGGCUAAUUGGCAAGAUGAUGUUGAAGGUUUAGAUUGCACGGCUGAGCAGCUUAGAGAAGCUACGGAAGGAUAUCUUACGGUCGCCUUCAUGAUGUAUGGUAACAGCGAAGAUGUUGGAAGAUGCGGACGGACACCUUCAGAGUUCAGGCAUAAGAUGGAGGGUGAACUGGCUGUGAAUGUUACCUUAAGCGACCCAGGUUUCGCAGCUAUGGGUUAUGAUGGAAUCUGGGCCUUAGCAUUAGCAAUGCAUGAUGUUCAGAAUGAGAUACCAAUGGGUUUAGACUCGUAUAAGUACGGUGAUGGGGAGUACGCAACGCUGGUAGGAGACAGUAUUCUACGGCAGGAGUUUGACGGCAUGUCGGGUCCAAUAUUGUUCACAGAUGGCGGCUAUCGGCUAGGGAAUCUUCUCAUAGAGCAAAAUGUCAAUGGAGAAGAGGUUCUCAUUGGUAGCUAUGACAACAUUCAAAACAUGAUCACAUGGGUUGUACCUACUGAUAGUUUGUGGUAUUACAGUGGAGGAACCAAACCAUUCGACUCUGACGUCACCGAAACGAUCACCACCCUUCAAGCCACGCCCCUUCCUCUUGUGAUUGUCGUAUCCUUCUUGUCCGUCCUUGGGAUCAUUCUUGCCACACUCUUUCUUUGUUUUAAUACAUGGAAGCGAGAACAUAGACAAAUCAAAAUGUCGAGCCCCAAAGUGAACAACAUCAUUUCGUGCGGAAUCAUGUUUGCUUACAUUUGUGCUGCGCUACUUGGAAUUGACAACUCAAUGGCGGAAGAGGGAGCACUGCAGAAAGUUUGCCAGCUUCGGUCUUGGUUGAUCCCACUAGCUUUUACGCUAGCCUUUGGAGGUAUGUUCACAAAGAUGUGGCGGAUUUAUUCAAUCGUAAUUGCCAACAAGACUAAACGAAAGGUGAUCAAGGACCGAUAUCUCUUUGGUAUUAUUGUUGUGCUGCUUUUGGUAGAUUUCGCAAUCCUCAUCCCAUGGCAGAUCAUUGAUCCCAUUCAAAUCGAGAAAAUAACAUACCCUAUAACUCAGACGCAGGACGAUAUAGAAAACCAUAAGAAGCGUGAAUUGCUUCACGUCAAUUGCACAUCCGAAAAUAACACCAUAUGGAUCAUGAUGAUGCUAAUCUACAAGGCGUUUGUCGUCGUGUUUGGAGCUUUUCUUGCAUGGUCAACACGAAACAUCAACGUUCCCGGUCUGAACGAUAGUUACUACGUAGGUCUAUCAAUCUAUAACACCGUCAUCUGCUGUGUCGUUGCUGUGCCGUUAUCUUUUCUCUCAGUGUCUUCAAUUGGAGUCACUUAUGGCCUAGUUUCAUGCUUUAUGCUGUUCUGCAUUACAGUGUCACUUUGUAUGCUGUUCCUUCCUAAGGUAUUUGCUGUUUACCGUAAGAUUGAUGCUGAAGGAGGCACAGUGUCUGGCAUGAUUACCUUUGCGGCACCGAAAGGACCUAGAAAUGGAGGGGCUACAGUUGAGGCAGUAGCCACAACAAGUGGUCAAAUUGAGUCAUUAGCUCAGAAAUGAUGAAAAUCCACAUUGGACCU
Asterias rubens (European starfish) is the source of this 2420-nucleotide messenger RNA. Its product is annotated as gamma-aminobutyric acid type B receptor subunit 2-like. Gene Ontology annotation, biological process: gamma-aminobutyric acid signaling pathway; G protein-coupled receptor signaling pathway. The record is from RefSeq and is a predicted model, not a curated record. Gene Ontology annotation, molecular function: G protein-coupled GABA receptor activity. The coding region runs from base 85 to 2400 and encodes 771 amino acids. The transcript has 17 exons. Lineage: Eukaryota; Metazoa; Echinodermata; Asteroidea; Forcipulatida; Asteriidae. Gene Ontology annotation, cellular component: G protein-coupled receptor heterodimeric complex; membrane.